Molecule: messenger RNA, 2206 nt
Organism: Oncorhynchus masou masou (cherry salmon)
Lineage: Eukaryota; Metazoa; Chordata; Actinopteri; Salmoniformes; Salmonidae
Gene: fsip1
Product: fibrous sheath interacting protein 1
Exons: 10
Coding region: 126-1484 (452 amino acids)
Source: RefSeq, a predicted model, not a curated record
AGGUAUCUAGGCUAUAUUUAUAAUUUAACGAAAAAUUCAAUCGAACAUUUGAUUUAUUUACCUAUAUACUUAUUGCAAAAUGCUCUAUUCUAAUAUUGGGUUACGUUAACGUUACCAGAGCACCCAUGGAUAUUACGAGAGGCAGUUUAGAUGAUAUCUCCCGCCCGGCAUCCAACGAGCGUUCUCGCCCGGGUAGCCGUGUAUCAACUGUGUCACUGCCUGACGUCGGGAGAGUUUUUCAUCCCAGCCCGACGUCCCUGGUGGUCCUGAGCGAUGAUGUCCCCAACAAUAAGCAGGAUCACAGCCACUCACAUGAAAACCUCAGGUCUCCAGAUGAAAGUCUUCCUGAGAAAGAUGUAUCUGAUGAGGAGAACGAAGAUCCAGAACUCCAGAAGGCCAUCAAGAAAAUGAAAAUACUUGACAAAAUCUUGGCUUCAAGGAUCUCAAAUGAAAAAGAGGUCAAGAGAAAAGGAAAGGAGCUCCAUCACAAACUAUGGCAGGAACUAUUGCAGAUAAAGCCCAACAGAUCUUCAGAAUGGGCAGAUGAAGCAGAAAAUACAAGGAUGUUUUUGUCCCUGGCUCCUUCCAGUACUCACGGAUCCAGUGAAGAAUUGGACUUUGCUCCUGUGUUUGGGACUCAAGUGCCUGACAAAGAGUAUGAAAGACACAACAGACAAGUGGAGGAAAGUGAAAAGGACCUCAACACCACAGCAGCAGACUUGGCUGAAGUGUGUCACGAAGAGAGGGCAGAUGAGUCAGAAGGCAGCCAGAGUGGGGUUCCCAGGGGCAAAAAUAAACAAGACUUUGUGAAGAAAAAUAUUGAGUUGGCGAGUGGUGCUGGAGGCCCAGUGCAGAUGACACAGGUGGAGAAGUAUCGUCUCGAGGAGCUCCUCAGAGACAUGGAGGAAGGGGACAAUGCUGGGAAGGCAGGCUGUGAGGGAGACAUGUGGGCCACUCCAGUGCAAGCGGGUGAGGGUUACACCCCCGAACCAACAGAACGAGACCAGCUAAUUCACAUUGACUCCAGACUGCAGCUUCUCCUUCCUGUUGAAGACUUCCUGUCUGUGCGAAGCCCCUACCCUGACCACAGUCUGCCCCAGGCCCAGGAUCUGGAGGCUGGCUGGGACAGGUUGCCAGGAGAGAAGGUCCUGCAGGAUAUAAGGGAGAAGAGAGGGCAGGAGAGGCGUCUCCAAGAGAUCCAGCUGCAGCUAGAGCUGCUGGGCCAGGGCCAAGAAAUGACUUUUGACAAACCAAUACUACUGGAGGAGCAGCUGAUGACUCUGUUGGAUGAGUAUGAGAUAUCACAGAGCUGGGGACAUGGUCUGGGGAAAAGGGACACAUCACCCAGGGACAACUCUGAUACGGAGAGCCUGCCGGACAGCACCCCCCGUCUCUCUGACUAUAUCCUGUCAGAGUUGCUUAGAGAUGCAUACACCACCAGCUUUAGCCAGUUGGACAAAGCCACCACUAUGUGUUCACCAUAGAGUAUUAACACAUAUGUUGGGUGUGACAAAUGUAGAAAUGUGUAUAUUUACUGUGCAUUCACAAAGUAUUCAGACCCCUUGACAUUUUCCACAUUUUAUUACAUUACAGCCUUAUACUAAAAUGGAUGAAAUACAUGUUUUGCCUCAUCAAUCUACAUACAAUACCCCAUAAUGACAAAGCAUAAACAGGUUUAUUUUUUAUUUUUUUGUAAAUGUAUGUACAGUGGACUCCAAAAUUACUGGCAAUGCACAAACAAUACUUAAAAAAAUAUAUAAACAAUAUAAUUAUAGAGAUAAACUCAAAAUACCAACAUGAGAAAUACUGUACAUUAUUAUUGUUUCAAUGGAACCAACCAAAAUCAUUAAAUUAUUUAAUACAAAAUAAAUUUAACCAAAAUCAAGGUUUCAUAAUUAUUGUCACUCCUCAUUUAGUACUUAGUGCAACCACCUCUGGCAAGGAUAACCGCAUGGAGUCUUUUCCUGUAAUGUUUGACAAGGUUAAGCAGCACAUUGGGUCAUUAUCUUGUUGGAAAGUCCCCCUACGGCCAAGUCCCUGCCCUCUGGCAGAGGCAACCAGAUUGUCAGCCAAAAUUGCCUGAUACUUGGUAGAACUCAUUAUGCCAUCAAUCUUAACCAGUGCCCCUGGACCUCUGGAAUUAAAACAGCCCCAAACAUCACUGACCCUCCCUCCAUAUUUCAUAUUUCACCGUGGGUAUGAGGUG